This is a messenger RNA of Brachypodium distachyon (stiff brome), 1808 nucleotides long. RefSeq lists its product as uncharacterized. The coding region runs from base 35 to 1657 and encodes 540 amino acids. Gene Ontology annotation, molecular function: cysteine-type deubiquitinase activity. The transcript has 12 exons. The record is from RefSeq and is a predicted model, not a curated record. Lineage: Eukaryota; Viridiplantae; Streptophyta; Magnoliopsida; Poales; Poaceae. Gene Ontology annotation, biological process: protein deubiquitination.
UUCAAGCCAGCAUGACAUCUUCCAUUUACCAAGGAUGCAAGAUAUGUUUCAAUCUUUGCUACUUUGGCCAUCUAUUGGAAUACCAGCAGUGUCCAUUGCUGAAAUACGAGGAAAGAAAAGCAGAGAAGGAUAUGAGAUCCUUGAGGGCAUCAAAGAGAAGUUGAGGACGUUGCCUGCAGAUAGACUUAGCACUGAGUUUGAGGAGUGUCAUUUUGGACUAAAACAUUUGUGGCUUAAGUUCCUCGAAAUUUCUGUUUUGGAUUAUCGUGAAGUCAUCUUGCCCAUUGUGAGAUCAUUUCAAUGGAUAGAGAUAAAACGAUGGAUUUCCCGUAAUGUAAAUGGUCCUGAUAAGAGCAUUAGCAACGCCAAUAUUGACACUGUAUUCGGUAAAAUUUGUCAGUUUUGUUUAUCGCACAACCUACAGAUGGAAAACUUACAGCCUUCAUGCUCAGACGAGACACUUCCAGUUGACGAAGAAUGCGAAGGAAGGAUGGCACAGAAUCAUGCAAGCAAUUCUGGUACCAUGGUAAACCAAAGAUCGUCAGAUCCACCAAUUGGCGUCCAUGAAAAUGGGAUGAACCUAGCUUUAAGAAUCACAGAAGUGGAUCAAGACAAAAAAGGAACUUCUGAACAAUCUGUUGAUGAAAUUGCAAGCACCUCCAGCUGUGAAGAAAGUGCUACUUUUUUCAACAAAAACAAUGCUGACAAAGACCUGUUUAACUUGAGUCUUGUCAUACAGUCAUUAUGCAAUCUGAGGCACUUCAGAGAUAUGUUUCUGAUGGAGCCACUUGUAUGGAUCCCAUCUGUGGACAACCACUGCAUUGCUCAGAUAUUUUAUGAAAUCUUCUCUUCUUGGGAGAAAAAUGAACACUACCUUUCGGAUAUUCUACUGACCUACAUCAAGACCCUUCUCUGCAGAAUUGUAGAUUGCACCAGUUUUUAUGAAAAGGUUGGGAAGAAUUAUGCUUCUGAGAUUGUUGCCACAAUUCUCAUUGGAUUGCAUAUGUCAGAAACUUCUUCACGAUUUAGUUUCAACAGGGAGACCGAAACACAGGUAGCAAACCCAAUCACGUGCGGCGAUUGCAUAUGCCCAACACAUAAUCUAUUUGGGAUCAAGUUCGAAGCGCAAAUGAGCUGCAGUUGUGGGAAGUGUUCUGAUGGAUACCUAUAUACCACACUUUUUCAUAAACUUGAUGCUGGUUCACCUCAAACAUCAAAGAUCAAGUCCUUUGCAGAGCUUCCAGUUCUAUUGGAUGAACAAUUCUGUAAGGAGAACAACUGCGAGGAUUGUGGAAAUCUGAAGACUAUUGAUCUCUCUCUUUCAAACACACCACACUUCUUUACAAUAGUUUUAAACUGGCUGGGUGGCAAUGAAAGCCAGGACACACUCUCUGAAGUGAUAGCUGGUGUUACAUCUCCCCUUGAGACUGAAUUCUUCUGCAGAAGUGCUCAUUCCGCAGCUAUGUAUACUGUCACCUCCAUGAUCUGCUAUGCUGAUGACCGUUAUGUCUGCUUUGCUCGCGUCAAGGACAAGUGGCUCAUAUACGACUUCGAGGCUGUCGUGAUGCAGACAGCAGAUACUUGGGAGCAUUUGCUAGAUCGUUUUAAAGACCACAAGCUCCAGCCUGAAGUUCUAUUUUUCGAGGUCAUCAAAUAGAUUGAUGUAUAGCUUUUGCUGAAUGCAAACUUGGCGUUGUUGUUCUGAACCCGGAAGAAAGCAUUUUGAUGUUGUUUCUCCGUGGAUCGGACAUUGAGUAGCCGAUAAACUCUUCAGGGACGUAUAAAUUGUUAUUUGUUCUGAACCCAGA